Myotis myotis is the source of this 3639-nucleotide messenger RNA. It is a transcript of the gene MTHFR, whose product is annotated as methylenetetrahydrofolate reductase. The record is from RefSeq and is a predicted model, not a curated record. Gene Ontology annotation, molecular function: FAD binding; methylenetetrahydrofolate reductase [NAD(P)H] activity. The transcript is spliced from 12 exons. Bases 949 to 3042 code for a protein of 697 amino acids. Gene Ontology annotation, biological process: tetrahydrofolate interconversion. NCBI's taxonomy places the organism in Eukaryota, Metazoa, Chordata, Mammalia, Chiroptera, Vespertilionidae. Gene Ontology annotation, cellular component: cytosol.
AAAAAGAACACCAGCUUAGCUGUGGUUGUGCCCUGAAAGGAAUGAACUUGGCCUGAUUGUUCCUCUGAUUUUAAGGACUAGAUUUUAAGGACUAUUUGUACAUAGUUAUGCAAGAGUAGUGUUUUGUUUUUAAGUAUUUGACUUAUUUUUCCCACUAAACUGCCCACUGGCACCAUGCCCUUUGUUGGCCUGCCUGUGGUUGCCAUGGCUCAGAGCUUGGGAUGUGUGGCUGAGCAGUCACUAUAAUUAGUUUAACUGACCUCAGUGGCGUGUGUUAGUGGGGGUGUACCUGGAAGGCAGCCUUUGCUCUUUUAAAAAAACUUUUUAAAAUUUGUUGGGGUAACCAUUGGCAGGUAAAGUUAUACAGGUUUCAGGUGUACAGUUCUAUAAUACAUCAUCUGUGCUUUGUAUUGUGUCUUCAUCACCCCAAGUCAAAGUCUCCUUCCGUCAGGUAGCCUUUAUUCUGAGUUGGACAUAACCUCAGCCCUCACUGAACUUGGUUCUGGCUACUUUUGGAACCCAGCCAAUUAUCAAGUUCUAACGCAUGACCUAGUCUUUUUGGAGUAGCAGGAAUUCAGGAGAAAUCUGGCUGCUUUGUCAAGCCCUCACCUCCUCCAUCCUGCACACAAACUGUUCCAAGCAACAGGAGAUGUCCCAGGCAGGACAGGAUCAGCUAUUUCUUCUUUGGAGAGUGAUCCAGUGACCCUGAACGUCUGUUGGCCUCAUCUCCACCAACCCCCACAGUCUCUGGCCCUCCUUCUAUCUGCCUCCUACAGCUGGAGCCUCAGCCCUCCCUCUGCCCGGACGCCUUGCCCCCGCCUCCCUCUCCCUUACGCAGGUCCCAGCUGUAGCUCUAAGCUCUUCCUCUGUCACUGCUCCGCCCAUGAGAGAAACACCCGCAGGGGAAGCUUCCUGUUCCCGGCCCAGUCUGGGUCCAAGCUGGCAGAGAUGGACCAUCUAGAACCCGAGGUCCUCCCAGCCAGGCACUGCUGCCCCUCCCUAGGAAUGCAGGCCCUGGAGGCUGGCAUCAUGAGGUUCUCAGUGCCACCCUCCAUCAGGAGCUCCGCCAUGGUGAACGAACCCAGAGGGAAUGGCAGCCCCAACCCCCGCCUGGAGGGCAGCAGCAGCGGCAUGGAGAGCCCCAAGGAUAGUUCGAGAUGUACCUCGCCAGGGCUGGACCCUGAGCGGCACGAGAGACUCAGGGAGAAGAUGAGGCGGAGGAUGGAGUCCGGUGACAAGUGGUUCUCUCUGGAAUUCUUCCCUCCGCGGACGGCGCAGGGCGCUGUCAAUCUCAUCUCAAGGUUUGACCAGAUGGGGGCAGGUGGCCCCCUCUUCAUAGAUGUGACCUGGCACCCAGCAGGAGACCCUGGCUCGGACAAGGAGACCUCCUCCAUGGCCAUCGCCAGCGCUGCUGUCAACUACUGUGGCCUGGAGACCGUGCUGCACUUGACCUGCUGCCGUCAGAGCCAGGAGGAGAUCACGGGCCAUCUGCACAAGGCCAAGCAGCUGGGCCUGAAGAACAUCCUGGCACUGAGAGGAGACCCUGUAGGUGACCAGUGGGAGGAGGAGGAAGGCUGUUUCCGCUAUGCCACAGACCUGGUGAAGCUCAUCCGCAGCGAGUUUGGUGACUACUUUGACAUCUGUGUGGCAGGUUACCCCAAGGGCCACCCCGACGCCGAGAGCUUUGAGGACGACCUGAAGCACUUGAAGGGGAAGGUGUCUGCAGGAGCCGACUUCAUCAUCACCCAGCUUUUCUUUGAGGCUGACACGUUCUUCCACUUUGUUAAGGCUUGUUCCGCGAUAGGCAUCACCUGCCCCAUCCUUCCCGGCAUCUUCCCCAUUCAGGGCUACCACUCCCUGCGGCAGCUCGUGAAGCUGUCCAAGCUGGAGGUGCCGCAGAAGAUCAGGGACGUGAUCGAGCCCAUCAAGGACAACGACGCUGCCAUCUGCAACUACGGCAUCGACCAGGCCGUGAGCCUGUGCCAGGAGCUGCUGGCCAGUGGCCUGGUGCCGGGCCUGCACUUCUACACCCUCAACCGCCGGAUGGCCACCACCGAGGUGCUGAAGCGCCUGGGCAUGUGGGCCGAGGACCCCAGGCGUCCCCUGCCCUGGGCUGUCAGUGCCCACCCCAAGCGCCGGGAGGAAGAUGUGCGUCCCAUCUUCUGGGCCUCUAGACCGAAGAGUUACAUCUACCGCACCCAGGACUGGGACGAGUUCCCCAACGGCCGCUGGGGCCAUUCCUCCUCGCCAGCCUUCGGGGAGCUGAAGGACUACUACCUCUUCUAUCUGACGAGCAAGGCCCCGAGGGAGGAGCUGCUGAAGAUGUGGGGAGAGGAGCUGACCAGUGAAGAAAGUGUCUUUGAAGUCUUUGUCCACUACCUCUCGGGGGAGCCAAACCAGAGCGGCUGUACAGUCACUUGCCUGCCCUGGAAUGACGAGCCCCUGGCGGCCGAGACCAGCCUGAUGAAGGAGGAGCUGCUGCGUGUGAACCGGCAGGGCAUCCUCACCAUCAACUCCCAGCCCAACAUCAAUGGGAAGCCGUCCUCUGACCCGGUCGUGGGCUGGGGCCCCAGCGGGGGCUAUGUCUUCCAGAAGGCCUACUUGGAGUUCUUCACUUCCCGAGAGACGGUGGGAGCACUCCUGCAGGUGCUGAAGAAGUACGAGCAGCGGGUGAACUACCACAUCGUGGACGUGAAGGGUGAAAACAUCACCAAUGCCCCUGAGCUGCAGCCCAACGCUGUCACUUGGGGCAUCUUCCCUGGGCGAGAGAUCAUCCAGCCCACGGUGGUGGAUCCUGUCAGCUUCAUGUUCUGGAAGGAUGAGGCCUUCGCCCUGUGGGUGAAGCAGUGGGGCAAGCUGUACGACGAGGAGUCCCCGUCCCGUAUGAUCAUCCAGUACAUCCACGACAACUACUUCCUCGUCAACCUGGUAGACAACGAGUUUCCGCUGGACAACUGCCUGUGGCAGGUGGUGGAAGACACUUUUGAACUUCUCAACAGACCCGGAGCGAGAGCGGACAGGCUCCGUGACCCUGCACCCUGACAUCCUGAGGCUCCUGCACUCCCUCACGUACAACGGCAGCUGCGCUGGUGUGGGGCUCCGGGCUCGGCUGGACCCGAGUCAGCCCCACGCGGGACCUGGUGUUCCCUGCUCGGCCGGGAGAUUUUGCUCUUUUGCGGGGAGCACCUCCAUCCCGCCCAGGACCACGGUGCGUGGACCACCAUCCUCCCUGAGAAGGGGAGGAGACUGGUUAUGGCUGACGGGGACCUCAUACCAGGCAGCCUCUCAGAGCCAGCCGGAGACUGCCGGUGACCGUGCACUUGGGGCUAUGGAAGACGGGCAAAGCACACACGGGCAGCAGGCACGCGUGGCAUUGCCGAUAGCUGUGGCAGAGUGAAGAUGCUGCUCCCUUCUGCCUUCGAGACAUUGGCAGCUGGGCACUUCCUACUUGUAACUGAAGGGCAGACACUACCCUUGGCACCAGGCCCCCGGAUGGGUCUGGGGCUGAAACCUAAUAAUACAAGCCGCCUCCUCCCUGGGGCCCGCUGGGCUUCACCUCCGCCAUGCUGCUCUAGGGAGCAGUUGUCUCUGUUCUGGUGGCGCCAGGGAUAAAGUCCCUCUUAAGGGCUCUGUGCCUGG